UCACAUGGACAGAAUAUUCAGAAAUCAGAAAUUGUGGCUGGCCAAAAUAAAAUGGGGAAAAAAAAUCCCCAUAAAUUAGCAUUCUGUGUUGGGGAUCUGCACAUGAUCAGCCAUGCUUUCUGGAUAAGUCUGUCUGUUGGUUGUUGCCAUGGCUACAAAAAGCUAGUGGAACCCAAUGAACUGUCUGCAGCAUUGCUGAAAGGAUCAGCCAUUUUGCUUAUGGAAAACAGUGUGACAUAUUAUGCUGUGCUUUACCAUGGAAUAAACAAAAAAUCUAUUCAGAGGAAACAGAGGAGAAGAUGAGGGAAUAAUUACUAUAGCUGAGAAUGCCUACACGCUGCCAUUUUGACAAGCUGGUGACGGCUCAUUCCCAUUAGCUGAUCAGGGAAGGUGGAAUGCAGAGUGAUAAUGCUGCAUAUCUGCUGUCAGGCUGGGGAGUAGGUUUUUUGUCUUGUAAAGGCAAGGUUUCCCUGCAAUGUUAUCUCAACCACUCGCGAGCUGCUCCGAGUGAAAGCUGGUGACCCAAAAGAAGGGUGUUGCCCUCUCCCAACAUUGUUCUUGUGCUCUGGUGUUUUAUAUGAGCAAGCACCACUGGAGAAGCAGGUGUGCGAUUCAGAUAGGCUCUGUAUUGUCGGCUGUACAAACCACCCUCUCAGGUUUACAUGCUUCUUAUUAACAGAUUGUUGGCUUAGGAGCUUCUGCUUCUGGACUUAGACCAGGAGGCUGCUGUGCAUCUCUGCUUGUGUGAAAGAGACUCUUGGAUUUGGCUUAAAUUUAAGCCCUAGGAGUGUAAACCCUUCACAAAGGGCUAAAUAAACAAGAUCUCUAUGUACAAGGGCACAAGCACUUACUUCCUCCGUACUUGAAAAACAGCCGAACUAGUCCGUCUGGUUCUGCACUGAGCACAGCUUGGCUGGACUUGACAAUUGAAGCUACCGACUGAAGUGUUUAAAGAACAGUGGAGGCCCAAGUGAACAGAUCAAAAAAUAACUUCUAUGUGCUGCUGGAACUUCACCUUUAUAUGGAAAACUGAAGACUUUUGUAGCAAAACCUCCAGUGUCAAAAUGAAUACAGAUAGCGGUGGGUGUGCUCGCAAACGUGCUGCAAUGUCUGUCACAUUAACAGCUGUGAAGAGGGUUCAAAGUUCUCCAAACCUAUUGGCUGCAGGGCCUGAUUCUCAGUCUCCAGAUUCAGCUUGGAGAUCUUAUAAUGAUGGUAGUAGAGAAACAUUGAAUGGAGAUGCUAGCAGUUCAUCUCUUGCAGCAAAAGGCUUUAGAAGUGUCCGGCCAAACCUACAAGAGAAAAAAUCACCAACUCAGGCACCUCAGCCACCCCCUAGAAAAGAAAGUUUUUGGAGAACAGAAAUAACUAAUCUCAAAACAAACAGAAUUAAUUUGCAGUCAGUAACAAUCAAGCCAACUAAAAACCUUCCUUCAGAUACUGUCUACUGUACUAACAAGGAGACUGUCCAGAAGACAAUGUCUUCUAAAACAUCUAACACAAGUGCACAAACAAUCACUAAACCACUGGUCUCAGUCUCCAGUGAAGGCACAAGCACCAUAGCUGGCUUUAGUGCUAGUCUUCAUCAAGGGCACAGACAAGGGUCUCAGAAACGUAGAAUUUCUGCCCUAAAAUUAACCCGGACACAAGACCCAGCAAAUAGCAUUCCUUGUAAUACACAGCAACAGCCUGAGCCUGUUGAAAUGCCAGCAUUUCCACAAAGACCUGCCUCACCUACCUAUAAGUCUGUGCCUGAGAUACACACAGCAUCUCUUUCCAUUCAGAUAGCUCCUAACUUUGACAAUAAAGCAGAGCCUGAAAUCCAAGAACAUCCACCUAAGCUUUCUCCAGACACUUCAAAGAUGCCUUCAAAGGAUAUGGGACAAAAGUCUACAGUUCCUUCUUCUGCACAGUCUGCAGAAUGCCAUGUGCUUGGAAACCAGAAAGUAACUGCCAAUGUGAUGGAGGUAAAUGCUUCACAGACACACAGACAAACUGCAACAGAAGCUUCUCCACUGCCUCCUCCUUCUGUGGUACCAGUUAACAGAACCUCUUUCUCACCAGACAAUGACACCCAUCUAGCAUCAUUUACUUUGCCAGCGCUUGAUGAUAUUUUGCCUUCACGCUUUUAUAAAACCCCACCCCUUUCACAUUUUUCAUAUAAAUGCCCUUUCAUAGCUCCUGAAAAUAUUAUCCACAGGAACGAAACAGCCUCUGUAAUGACAGACUCUGCCAUGAGCGAGUACUCCUCCUGCACAGUGAGUGAGUCCUCCACAGCCAUUCUAGAUGAGCUGCAGACUUGUAACUAUGAUUCUACUGACUGUUCUGAAACACCUUCCCCAACCUUGAGCCAGAUGUCUGCUGUGUCAGAUGGUGCCACCUUAACCACCACUGCUGCCACUUCUCAUGCCCAGGUAACAGUGAAUGGGAACUCUGGCACUGCUGCCAGUCCAGUGAGUCAUUUUCAAAGGCCUUUUUCCCCUUCUUCAGCUUACCCUCCACCAGCUUCACUCAAUUCAAACAUUGUUAUCAUGCAGCAUGGCAGGAUGAUGGAAUCCACAGAGACAUACUCACAGCACGCUCAGGCUGUUGGCAGCAGCACCACCACCAGUACAAUACCAAUCUGUAGAUCUUCAGAGGAAGAGAAGAAAGUCACAGUCAUUAAAGCACCACAUUAUGCAGGGAUUGGCCCGGUAGAUGAAUCUGGAAUCCCAACAGCAAUUAGAACGACAGUUGACAGACCAAAGGAUUGGUAUAAGACCAUGUUCAAGCAAAUCCAUAUGGUUCACAAACCUGAUGAUGACACAGACAUAUAUCACACUCCAUAUGCAUAUAAUACUGGCAGUUACAGCCCAUCCCUCCCUGCACAAGCACACCCAGCUGCAAAGACACAGACAUACAGACCAUUGUCCAAAAGCACUUCUGACAAUGGUACUGAUAUCUUUAAGGUUUCAUCUACUAUACCUCCUCCACAAAUACCACCUCCAGUGCCACCACAUCGUCCACGAGACAGGUCAACACCAGAAAAAAAUGACUGGGAUCCUCCAGACAGAAAAGUAGAUACCCGCAAAUUCCGUUCAGAACCAAGGAGUAUUUUUGAAUAUGAGCCAGGGAAGUCAUCAAUUCUUGAACAUGAAAGACCGACCUCCUUAUAUCACUCUUCAACAGACAAAGGCCUGGAAAGACCUUCUAGUUCUGCAAGUACUGCAAGCGACUACAGGAAAAGGAGGAAGUCAGAGCCUGCUGUAAGUCAUCAGAGGGCACACAGCGAUCAAAAUGCAAACAGGCCUAGUAUAGGUCAGGCAGAUACACAAGGCUCAUACAACACCCUCAGAAAACCAUUCACCAGCUCUUCUCCUUCUUCUCCAUCAAAAGCAAAAGGUGGGGAUAUUAGCAGAGUACAUCCAUCCCUGUUCAGUUAUUCAAUGCACAACCACAAUGCCUCAAAUGAGUUAGAUUACUGUAGCACUUACCAACAGCAUUUAGCUGUUCCAAGUGAUUCAAGAAGGGCAGUCAGCUACAAGAAUGGCUGGCAAAUGACUCGUCAGAAUGCAGAAGUCUGGAGCAGCACAGAAGAAACUGCCUCUCCCAAGCGGAAAUCUCGUAGCUGCGAUGAUCUGCUAACAGAUGAUCACGACAGCUUUGCUGAUGCGCAAGCCAAGUCUGAAAGCAUGGGUUCUCUGUUAUGUGAGGAGGAUUCCAAGGACAGUUGCUCCAUGGUCUGGGCCUCCCCCUAUGUUCCUGACAGUCGCAGUAAUGGUAGGUCAAGGGUUCGUCAUAGAUCAGCCCAUGAUGCCCCAGGAUUCCUAAAACUGUACAAAAAAAUGCAUCGUAUCAAUCGCAAAGAUUUAAUGAACUCUGAGGUGAUUUGUUCUGUAAAGUCCAGAAUAUUACAGUAUGAGAAAGAACAGCACAAAGGCAUGCUUCAAGGCUGGAGAGAAUCUUCUACUGAAGAGGUCCCCAGGGACAUGGUUCCUACCAGGAUAUCUGAAUUUGAAAAAUUAAUUCAAAAGUCAAAAUCAAUGCCGAAUCUAGGUGAUGAAACAUUAUCAACAAUAACGCUUGAGCCUCCUAAAAAUGGCUUAUGUCCAAAGAGGCGAUUUUCUAUUGAAUCCUUGCUGGAAGAGGAAAAUCAAGGUAGACAUCCCACUCAGGUACAACGACACUGCAAGCCUAAAACUCUGGUGCCAAUUCAUAUUGAAGUGACCACUGAUGAACCACAAAGAUCUCACAUGGAGUUUUCAGACAGUGACCAAGAUGGAGUGGUCUCUGACCUCAGUGACUUUAUCCAGAUAGAAGGUUCUUCCUUUUGUAGUGAAAGUGACUUUGAUCAUUUUUCCUUCACAUCCUCUGAGAGCUUUUAUGGUUCAGGUCAUCACCACCAUCACCACCACCACCAUCACCACCACCACAGACAUCUCAUCAGUUCCUGCAAAGGUAGAUGCCCAGCAUCCUAUACCCGCUUCACCACCAUGCUAAAACAUGAAAGGGCUAAACAGGAAAGUACUGAAGAUCCAAGGAGACAAGAAGCAGAAUCUGGUCUCUCUAAGAUAGCAUUCCUAGUCAGUCCAGUGCCUUUCCGAAGGAAAAAAAAUGCAACCCCUAAAAAACAGUCUGAAAAGACUAAAAGCAAGUCAUCUGUGUUUGAAGCAUUAGACUCUGCUCUCAAAGAUAUCUGCGACCAAAUUAAAGCAGAAAAGAGAAGAGGAAGCUUGCCUGACAACAGUAUAUUGCAUAGACUUAUUACAGAGUUGCUCCCAGACAUUCCAGAAAGGAAUUCAUCUCUGAAAGCUGUUAGAAAGAGUCCCAUGCAACAGCCUUUUCAUCCACUGCCUCAAGAUGGUGCUAUUCAUUGUCCAUUGUACCAGAAUGAUUGUGGAAGAUUACCUCUUAGUGCCUCUUUCCAAGACAUGGAUACAACCAACAACAACAACCAAGACAAUGAUAGUGCACUGUGUUUCCAAGGUGGAUUACCUUCCUUUCCUUUAUUCUUGUGAUUCACUCAUCCAUCCUGUGCCUUUCAUUUUCAACCCCCUAUCAUUUCAUUUUUACUGAGGAUUUCUGCAGUUUAAAAUAAGUGUUCACCACAGAAAGGAUGCUGUUUUCCCAUUGAUGUGUCUGAUUAAUAUUAGAGGAAUAAGUUAAUUGUCUAUUCACAAAAUUGUAAUAAUCUGGUUAUCAAAUAAUGACAGCAUUAUUUUUGUCACCAAGUUUGGAACAGUGAUUUCCAAUCUGUAAACCAAUGAUCCAUGCUACAAAUUAAACAAAGCCCUGUUUUUAAUAAUUGGGUCCCUAAGAGAAGAGAUUUUUUAGACAAUUGAAACGGUUUCACAAUAAAAAAAUAUGCAUUGUAAAGUGAUGGACAAACAGAAAACAAUGUGGUGAAAGCCUUCAUUGCAUUUCUAUUAAUGAACUAUGCAUUCCAUAACAAAAUUAAUAAUAUGUUACACCAACUAUGUCAGUAUAUACAACUGUCAAAAGCUGAGACAUGCUUACUGUGUCCAUUUUUGUACAACUUGAGCAAAGCUGCAUGUGCAAUUUUUGUGAAUAGACCCUUAGUCCAUGAAUAGUAAAGAUUCCAUUUUCACUGAGCAAAUGAUGCAAGUUGCAAUUCCAUGGCAACAAAGCUAGAUCUUUUAAUUUAAUUUACAUGUUAACAGUUGCCUUAUCUUUUUCAAAGUGCAAAGUAGAAAAGGAAAAUUAACUAAACUAAAGGACACUGUGAAGGUGACUAUAAAUAAAACCUGAUCCAUCUUGACCGUGAUCCUCUUUUAAAGCUAAUAUAAAGUUAAUUGCUAUCAUCUUGAUAAGUUUAUUAUUAACUUCUGUUUAAAGGAGAAUCAUUGCAUGAAUUUAAAAUAUUUCAAGUGAAUUAAUUCAAUGAAAAUGUAUAUGGCCGUUCCUGAAAUCAUAUAAUUGAUGUGGAGAAAACUAAGACUAUUAUACAUGUUGUGCAGUAUAGUCAUUUGUGCUCCUCUUGUCUUACCUUUAAUUUUCACAUUCUUUUCUGUAAGUUUUGCUAGUGCCGCAUUUGGAAAAAAUUAUCAAAGAUACUGCCAUUCUGUCUCAACUUGUUAAACCAAAUGCAGAGAGUAAAAACAACAAAUUCAGUAAAAACACCUAAUAAUACAAUUUAUAGUUUUACUAGUCAUGUUUUUGAGACACGGUAAUUAUUUAUACGUCUCAUUGAAAUGCAAUGAGUCAUUAUAAAUAGAACUAGAAAAUGUGUACACAAAGACCCAGAUUCAGCUUCUGCUUGCAUCAGCAAAAAUCUGAAGUAAUGAUAAUUGCUAGAUAGUUAUUAGGCUUUCUCUAGAUGUACAGUAAUAUAACUACAAACAGUAUUUGGCUCUAAUUUUGAAAUUCAGCUCAAAAUAUGGUAUCUGCUAGAAAUAAUAGUCACAGAAAGUCUGGCAUGGUCUCCAAGAGUUGUACGUUUCUUGUAUAAAAUCAUUCUAUAACCAGUGGUAUUUUCAGUGAAGUUGUAUUUCACAUUUUGGCCUUCUGGUUAUCAGCAAGCUCUCACCCUUUGCGAUACUUAUGUGCAAAGGUUGGAAAAGAUGCAAGAGCCUCCAACAUAACCCGAAACCAAAAUUUCUUCGCUUUCUGCAAAACUGUGGUGAAAGGUAGUAUGACUAGCCCUCUUGCCCAUCCAUCAUGUUCUCUCAGGUGUCUGCCUGUCCAAUAGAGUUAGAGAACAAACAAGGGAACCCCUUAGAGCAGGGGCUGCCAACCUGUCACAUGUGUGCCACAGUUGGAACGGGGACCACCUCAGUGUGUGAUGUGCAGAAGAUCAGAAAGAGGGCAGGCAGCACAGAAGCAGAUAAAACAGAGAGCAGAAAGUAGAACAGUAGAUCAGGCAUGGAACACAUAGUAAGAAGCAGAAAGCAAAGCAACAGAUCAGGUAGGGAGCAGAGGGCAGAGAGCAGAGUGGCACAUAAAGCAGAAGGAAGGGAUUGGAGUGGCAUUCAGAGAGGACACAGGGCUUAACUUGUUGUACACCUGCCAAAAAAGUUUGCCCCCACUGUCUUAGAGCAUCCAAGCAAGAAGAGAACAGGACACUGAACAGAAACUCACUCACUAUAAGGUAUGAUCGACUUUUCAGCAGCAGGCCUUUGGACAGCAGAUACAACUCCAGUUUGGAGCAGUAGCAAGGUGUUUCUACAGACUGCACUGCCCCUAGCCCCUCCAGACAUUUUCUCCUGCAUAGGCAGAAUGGCUCAGCAGCUUUCUCAUUGAGUGCUAUUACUUUGCUCCCAUUCAGAUUAAAUGAUUGCAAUGGCAGUUUCUUAGCACAUGGUAACCAAUGUGUGUUACCCAGGUAUUGCAUUUACUCAUAUCACAGAUCAGAAUAAGCAUACUAUUAUGAUAAUAAAAGUGUUGUUCCAGGCCACAUAACAUGGCAACUGAAGUCAAACAAGUGUAGGGGAUAACAAGGAGGGUAAGAGUCCAUGAGUUUAUAGUGUAAGAAUCACAGAAAAUCUUUUUACAUUGAGCUAGGAGUUUUAUUCAAGUAACAGAAGCUGUUCUUUCUGGAGCUGCAUCAUUCAAUCUACCUUAAGGCCCAGGGGAUGCACUCAGAACAUUCCAACCAUCUUUUUGGCUGCAAUUUAAGAUAUAGCACACAUAGCCUAUUACUUGGAAGCAGUCUCUGUAACAGGUGUGUAGGAUUUAAGGCUAAGCACAGACAGUCAAAAAACCCAAGACUGAACCAAUUCAGUCUUUGCAGGUUAGUCUAAGCUGCAGAGCUUAAACUGAGAAGCAAGUGAACAGACAUUCACUUUUGAUUCAGGAAAUGCAGCAACAUGCCUGCAGUGGCUCAGGCCAGAAGCUGCCAAAGGGAAGGAACUGAAGCUCAAAGGUUUUUCCUGACUCCCUGCUCAAGCAGAAGGGGCUGGCCAGGCCCCAGCUUGGGGCUAGCACGCUGGAGGGUGCUACACACAACUUAGUCUACCUUAAAAUAGAAUGUAAUAAACCAAAAAAACAAGAGAAAGCCUUGCAUAAGUCUUACGUAAACCUGAGGGCAGAGUCUCCUUAUAGCCAGGUAUUCAGAAAGCCCUUCUUGGAGAAUCAGCAGGUAGUUUUAGGCAUUGCAGUGGAGAUCCCACAGGCCUCAGCUCUACUUGGGUUUUACAGGUGCACUUGCACCCCAUUCUCCCCCUUGCGUGCCUUGACAUUAGUGUACUUUUCACCUAUAAUACCUUUGGCAGGACUCUCAUGCAUUCAGUAUCUUUUGUCUGUGCUUAGGUAUUCCAGUCUCCCACCUUGUACAGGUUCUGCUUUAUAAUCUAAAUGUAGUUCUCUGCUUUCUUUGGGACCCUCUCUUGUUCCCUUAGCUCUGUCUCCAGCACAUACAUGUGAUAAUUGUGCCAGGUUUUGCCAACACCCUCCACCUCUCAGUCUGGUCCUGCAGGGCUUGGUCCUGUGCUCACCAAGGUGGCAAGGGACCAGUUCCUCCAGCCCUGGUUCCCCAGCCUCUUCCCCUUCCCCCAUACCCUAGAGGAGCAGAGGAGAAUUAUACCUCCUUCCCCUCCCUGUAUCAACUUGGUUGCCUCAGUCACUGCCAGAGGUGGGAGGGAGUGGACUCUGCUGGUCUCCUGCUGACCCCCUGCCAAGCAGACCCUGGCUGGGGUCCCAUGCUGGUGGGAGAGGGGGUUUAAACCUUCCUCCCUCCCCUCCACCUGAACCUGCCUGCUGAAGCCCUCUGCCCCCUCCGCUCCAGUGGGAAAAAGUCUAGGAGGGGCUGCCCUCCCUGCUGGUAGACCUGGACAUGGUCUUCAGCCAUGUUUCCCACCCCCACCCCCUUGUCAGCCGACCCUCACUGCUCUAGCUAGGGAGCAGAGGGGUAGGGCCAGCCCUGCUCUCUGGAGCAGACUACACAGCACAGCACAGCCCAGGGCUGCAAAGCAUUCUGGGAAGCUGGGGGACUCUGAUUUAACUUAAACCAGGAAGGGGUCUGGAACAGAAGUUUCAUAAACUGGUCUGACCCAAAUCAGUUAAGUCUGAUACUACAUUCAGUCAGGUUUAUCUUAAGCCAGUUUCAGACAUUUUGAUACUGGUUUAUGUGCACUGAGCUUCUGUUCUGCUAUUGGUUUAUCUGUAACUUCUGUCCUCAGCCUGUCUGAAGAAAAUAUCCUCUAUUGGGGCCAGAAUGCUCAAGUUCCAAAAUUGCUGGCAGAACCAAUGACUGAUAGCUCUUUUUCCACCCUAUCACUACUUUACAACCCUUAUUUUCAUUUGCAACCUUUACACAGUAGCUGCACAAUAUACUAAAAAGCAUUUAGAGUCAGUCUGUCUUAUUGUAAGACUCAGAGAAAGCUAACCACAAAAUGGUGGAGAGAUUGCUUUCAAUUCUGUAUUUACUAUUGGUACUUCUUGAUAGAGGCACAGGUUGGGUGAACAGAUCGUGUGAACUGAACAAAAGGAAAUUAAUAUUAUUUUUGCGGUCUUCACUUCCAGGUGUCAUUGUGGCACUAGGAAAAUACAGUUGGAAAUCUGAGGACUGAAAGGAGGUAGUUCAUUCAGUCCUCCAAAAUUUUAUAAACCUGAAAUAAUUCCCUUUAUUUUCCUAUUAUGCAAGCAGCCUGCAAGAUCAUGGAGGGUGCAUGACUUUUAUUUGAAGGACACUCUUUGUCAAACAUAUUAAAAUAUAUAAAUGCAGGUAGCAUCCUAUCUUAAACUGUACUUUACAGCAAAUACGUCUUUCACAAUGGUGAGUAUUGAUUGGUGCACUCUCACAGUCUGCCUCAAAAUAAAAUUGUUUUAUGACAGUAACAGCCUUCUAACUUCCUAUGUGCAACCUAAUACACAACUUGGGUAAAGAGGAAAUUAAUUCUGGACCAUAACACAGAAAAUAUUCUAUUCAUCAUUCAAUCAUUGUAACAUACUUUUAAAAAUCUGUCAUGCGUGUAAUUAUGUGUUUACAUUGUUUUCAUUUGAGGAAAUUUUUCCAAACCCUGCUGAAUUCUCAAUACAGUUAUCAUAUACCCUUUUCUUUAGUGGUUCCAUUCGUUGAAACCCUAGUCCAAUAUUGAGUUAAGGAGCAGAAUACUAAUGUUGCUCCUACAGCUUGCACACACUGAGUUCUGCAUUUGAACACAAUAUAUAUUUAUGUUCAGAUUCAAACUCUCCAUUGUUAUACAUUUUUAGAUAUAGUUUCCUUUAAGUAAAAGCUAGAAAUAUGACAGAAUUAACCUGCUUUCCAU
Alligator mississippiensis (American alligator) is the source of this 10205-nucleotide messenger RNA. RefSeq names its product sorbin and SH3 domain containing 2 (gene SORBS2). Gene Ontology annotation, molecular function: protein binding. Bases 996 to 4997 code for a protein of 1333 amino acids. Gene Ontology annotation, cellular component: neuronal cell body; dendrite; plasma membrane. Gene Ontology annotation, biological process: Notch signaling pathway. Lineage: Eukaryota; Metazoa; Chordata; Crocodylia; Alligatoridae. The record is from RefSeq and is a predicted model, not a curated record. The transcript has 19 exons.